Messenger RNA from Lolium perenne, 1377 nucleotides. Its product is annotated as flavone O-methyltransferase 1-like. The record is from RefSeq and is a predicted model, not a curated record. Lineage: Eukaryota; Viridiplantae; Streptophyta; Magnoliopsida; Poales; Poaceae. Gene Ontology annotation, molecular function: protein dimerization activity; O-methyltransferase activity.
CCUGCUCACCCUCCCAGCAAACCACACCCGCUCGCUCACACCAAAAUCACCCACCAGCAUCGUAGAGAUCGAUGGGCUCCACCGCCGCCGACAUGGCCGCGUCCGCCGACGAGGAGGCGUGCAUGUUCGCCCUCCAGCUCGCCUCCUCGUCGAUCCUCCCGAUGACGGUGAAGAACGCCAUCGAGCUUGGCCUCCUGGAGAUCCUGGUGGCCGCCGGCGGCAAGUCGCUGACCCCGACCGAGGUCGCCGCCAAGCUCCCGUCCGCGGCGAACCCGGAAGCGCCGGACAUGGUAGACCGCAUGCUCCGGCUGCUGGCGUCGUACAACGUCGUGACGUGCCUGGUGGAGGAGGGCAAGGACGGCCGCCUCUCCCGGAGCUACGGCGCCGCGCCCGUGUGCAAGUUCCUCACCCCCAACGAGGACGGCGGCUCCAUGGCGGCGCUCGCGCUCAUAAACCAGGACAAGGUCCUCAUGGAUAGCUGGUACUACAUCAAGGACGCGGUGCUUGACGGCGGCAUCCCGUUCAAUAAGGUGUACGGCAUGUCGGCGUUCGAGUACAACGGCACGGACCCGCGCUUCAACCGCGUCUGCAACGAAGGGAUGAAGAACCACUCCAUCAUCAUCACCAAGAAGCUCCUCGAGCUCUACCACGGCUUCCAGGGCCUCGGCACCCUCGUCGACGUCGGCGGCGGCGUCGGCGCCACUGUGGCCGCCAUCACCGCCCACUACCCCGCCAUCAAGGGGGUCAACUUCGACCUCCCCCACGUAAUCUCCGAGGCGCCACCGUUCCCGGGCGUCACCCACGUCGACGGCGACAUGUUCAAGGAGGUUCCCUCGGGCGACGCCAUCCUCAUGAAGUGGAUCCUCCACGACUGGAGUGACCAGCACUGUGCCACGCUGCUCAAGAACUGCUACGACGCGCUGCCGGCGCACGGCAAGGUCGUGCUCGUCGAGUGCAUCCUGCCGGUCAACCCGGAGGCCAAGCCCAGCUCCCAGGAGGUGGUCCAGCUCGACAUGAUCAUGCUCGCGAUCAGCCCAGGAGGCAGGGAGAGGUACGAGAGGGAGUUCGAGGCCCUCGCCAGGGGAGCUGGAUUCGCCGGCGUCAAGUCCACAUACAUCUAUGCCAACGCGUGGGCCAUCGAGUUCACCAAGUAGAUGAGAUCCGUCCCUCCAUCGAGGCAACGUCCCACCGAUAUGAGAAUGAUCGUCGUCAAUCUUGCUGGCUGCUGCCGCUGCUCCUGCAUCGAUCUGCAUACGUAUCCUUUGCUUGUUUUUUCCUCUGUUUUCCCUAAUUUUCUCAUGCUCUGAAUCCAUUCCGAAUUCUAUCAGUGUCAACAAUUUCAAAGCAUCAAUUUCAUAAUAGAGUUUGAUGUUAAUA